UUAAUGGAAUAUAUUACAUUUUAAUAUGCUAUAACAAUUAUUGCUAAUUUCCAGCGAAAAGCAAUAUGUUUGGCAGCACUAGUAGCCAUAAAAUCACACGUGCAAAAUAAAAACACAAUUGAUUUCAAAAUUCAUGCGUUUGUUUAAAUUUUUAGUUUACAUUUAAAAAUCACAAUUCACUAUGGACUUAGCAGGCGAAGCCUCAGCUGACAACUACGAUGACGAAGAAUUAUGUUCAACAACGUCGAGUGAAGGAUCGGAAGGUAAUUCAUCCGAAAUGGAAUUUGAUGAAGAUGAAACAACUUGUCUUUUCUGUAGUAAGAUUUUUAAAGGUGUAAACGCAGCUAUAGAUCAUAUCACAAAAGAACACAAUGUAAACUUUCGACAUCUGAAAUCUAAAUUUAAAAUGGAUCAAUAUUCAUUUAUUAAAUUAAUAAAUUAUAUACGCGCUGAAAAUGUAAGUCCCAAGGACUUAGAAUUGAUACAAGAUGUUUUAUGGGACGAUGAAAAAUAUUUAAGGCCCAAGGACUAUGAAACCUGGUUAACGUAUGAUUAUGAUGAGCUACUAGAGCUACCAACAAAUAAAAAUAACCAAAACAACGAAAAUAAAAAAGAAUUGUACACUAUUAUUAACUCAUUAAAAACUAAAAUAAGUGAACAAAAUAUGUUACUUGAAUUAGCCAGUGAAGAUAUGGAAAAAAUGCGUACCGGCGUCAAAAAUAUCUUUGCGGAAAAUGAUAUAUCUAAUGAUGAUAUCAGAGCGAAAAAAGCGUCUCUUAAGCCUGAUGACAGCUACUUUAGUGGCUAUGCACACUUUGGCAUACACCACGAAAUGUUAUCUGAUGUCGUUAGAACAACAACAUACCGUGAUGCACUUUUCAAAAAUAAGGAAUUCGUAAAAAAUAAAGCCGUUCUUGAUGUAGGCUGUGGUACCUCAAUCUUAUCAAUAUUUGCAUCGCAAGCUGGCGCAAAAACAGUUGUUGGAGUAGAUAAUUCAAAUAUUAUUUACCAUGCAAUGGAUAUUAUAAAAAAAAACAAAAUCCCAAAUGUAACACUGAUAAAAGGACGCCUCGAAGACACCACCCUACCCCAAGAAAAGUUUGAUAUAAUUAUAUCGGAAUGGAUGGGCUAUUUUCUUUUAUUUGAAGGCAUGUUGGAUAGUAUCAUAUAUGCUAGAAAUAAAUACCUAAAACCAGGAGGUAUAUUACUACCAAACCGUUGCACUAUGAGCUUAGUUGGCUACGGUAGUGAUGCACUAUUUAAACAACAUGUACAAUUUUGGGAUAAUGUAUAUGGUUUAAAUAUGUCGACAAUGCGAAAGGAGGUUUUACAUGAACCAUUAAUUGAUAUAGUUGAAGCAAAAUAUAUUUUAACCGAACCUAAUGAAAUAGCAAAUUUAAAUCUAGCUGUAGUUGACCUUGAUUAUUCCAACUUUUCAUAUAAUCUAAAAUUAAAAUGCACUAAAAGUGGAAAACUAUCUGCUUUCGUUGGCUAUUUUACUACCUACUUUGAAUUACCUGUACCAAUAAUGUUUGGUACAUCACCUGCGGAUAAACCAACCCAUUGGAAACAAGUUGUAUUUUUCUUAGAAAAACCACAAAAUAUUAAAGCGGGAGAUAUGGUGACUGGCUGUAUAACAUGUAAACGUAGCAGCAAUAAUACUCGAUCAUUAGAUAUAACAAUAAAAGCAUUUGGUAAAACUAACACUUAUUAUUUAGAUUAGCAUGUAAAAGAAUAUGUAUAAAUAAAUAUUAAAAACUAUAAUACCUAAA
Molecule: messenger RNA, 1772 nt
Organism: Teleopsis dalmanni
Lineage: Eukaryota; Metazoa; Arthropoda; Insecta; Diptera; Diopsidae
Gene: Art3
Product: protein arginine N-methyltransferase 1
Exons: 4
Coding region: 182-1723 (513 amino acids)
Biological process (GO): peptidyl-arginine methylation
Cellular component (GO): nucleus
Molecular function (GO): protein-arginine N-methyltransferase activity
Source: RefSeq, a predicted model, not a curated record